Molecule: messenger RNA, 1112 nt
Organism: Musa acuminata AAA Group (dessert banana)
Lineage: Eukaryota; Viridiplantae; Streptophyta; Magnoliopsida; Zingiberales; Musaceae
Exons: 4
Coding region: 246-908 (220 amino acids)
Biological process (GO): regulation of DNA-templated transcription
Molecular function (GO): double-stranded DNA binding
Source: RefSeq, a predicted model, not a curated record
UCCUCUUCCGGAUUCGCAACCACGGCAUCUCUCUCCCUCUCUCUCUCUCUCUCUCUCUCUCUCUCUCUCUGUGGAUCCCCUUCGUUCCUUCCUCAUCUCCCUCUCGCGCACAUCACUAACGCUCGCUCUAAAGCUUUUCGCACACCUCCGCAAGGUUGAUUAACCAUCAACCUUGAAGAUGCCAUUUGAUAUUGUGUCUAAACCAAGGGCAGAUACAUUUAGGAGUGUUGCCGUUGGUGAAUGGAAUGUUGGGGCGAUCAUCAGCAGUGACUUUACCGACCCAUGAAUACUCAGCAUCCUGCUCUCUCUUGUUGGAUACUUCAAUUCCAAUACCAAAUUUGGUGCUGCCUAUAUGUAAAUCAUCAUGUGGAUUCAGGCCCAUUGUUCGAAUGAGUGCAAGCCGAAACAACAGUUGUAAUUUAAGUUGCACUUCGAAAAAGUGGAGGAUACACUCAGUUGAACAGGUACAAGCAGUUCUAUUAGAAGACGAACAGAAGAAAACAUGGGAGACGUGCACAGAAAUACUCUCCACAUUAAAAUUUUCGAUUGAGGAAGCAGACUCCAUUCUCAAAAAGGCAUUUGGCUGGGUUCAUUCACCCUAUUGGGGGGAAGAAAGAAGCAAGGAAGUUCCAAAGGUACAAAAGGUAAAUGAGAUGUUGGAUUACAUCAAAGGUUUGGGCCUUAAUGAUGAGGACCUAUACAAAAUACUGAAGAAGUUUCCUGAGGUGCUUGGAUGCAGUCUAGUUGAUGAAGUGCAGACUAACAUUGACAUGCUGGAGAAGGAUUGGGGAAUCAAAGGGCAAGCUCUUCGUAAUCUUCUUAUUAGGAAUCCUAAAGUUUUGGGCUACAAUGUGGAUUGUAAGGGAGACUGCAUGGCUCAGUGCACUAGAUGUUGGGUUCGAUUUUAGAACAGUGAUGAAGGCUACAAGUAGCCAAUUGUCUUGCAAUGUGUCUGUAUUCUUUCAACCUUUCCCAUGCCACAUCAUAGUAGUUAUUUUAAAAUGUUAUUAUGAGAUUUGGGUACACCUUUAAGAUGGAAAUUUAGUUUGAGUAUUCUUCAUGAAGCUGUAUUGGAAACCAAAAGAAGCAAUAAAUACCAAGCAUUCAAUUUA